AUGACGCGAGAGAGAUCAGCAGUCAGUCUUAAAAGAAAUCACGAAGACGCCCUGGAAAUUCCAGCCAAACUGGCCAAAUUUGACACCACGUCGCAGCGAUUUCUCUUGCCUAUUGCGUUUGAACAGGAAGGAAAGUGUGGUAGCGUUUGUCAAAUUGUCGCGGCUCUCUUUAGCGUGGAGAAGCUAAGUUGUAUAUCGCGAUGGUCAUUUCACAUUGGGAAGUUUGAUUUGCACCAACCACAGGCAGUUCAGCGUACGAACGGUGAGACAGCUGUGAUAACGACGCUCCAAGAUGCACUCGUAGAGCUGGCCACAUCUGUCGAAAGCAGGUGCUCUCAUGAGACGGACAAUCAGCCAUCAGAGGUCACAUUGGUGACCAAUGGACACGAGGGCCUACGCAACGGUCUGCACUUUGAAAUGGUGCAUUCUGGGGUCUCCAGUUCGAUAGCCUCCAGAUCGAUCUGGUGGAGCUACGUGGAGAUUAGGGAACUCGUGUCUAGCGCUGGCAUUGACGGAGAGUCUUUUGAACACAACCUCCCAUUAAGUAGUGGAUGUGCUCCUUCCUCGACGGUCGAUGACUUGUGCAGGAUACUUGAGCGCUACCUGGCACAAGGGCACCGCAUUUUUCCUCCACGGUCUAUCUCAACUGCCUACAAGCAUGCUCUCAUCCAAGAGACCUCAGUGAUCACUCAAGGCACCGUGGUUGAGGUGCGCCAACUUCCAUGGUCUGCCACACCGCUGACCAUCGCCAAGUUCUUCCGCGGCCUGAACAUUGUUCCGGGAGGCGUCGCCAUCAAGAUCCACGAGGGACGGCGCAGCAACACGGCCUACGUGGCCUUCGAAACGCCUUUGGAAGCUCGACUGGCCUGUGAGCGGAGCAUCAACGGUGACAGUCUGGUUCUAAAUGGCUCUGUUGAACGACAGAACAGGGCUUCAGUGCAUCGACCGUCCAAGAUUCAAAUCACCCUUGCAAAUGAAGCGCUCUUCUUGCAGCAUAGCGUGUGUCGAAAUCCAGACGUUGCCACCUUCCUUCAACAGCUCAGCGAUGAAGGACAGAUUGUCGUGAGAAUGCGUGGACUGCCCUAUGCCACCAAGACAUCAGACAUAGUGGCGUUUUUUGCUGAGGCUCAGGCUGAAAUACUUCAUGCAGAAAACGGCAUCUACGUAGUUUGCCUUGCCGACUGCCGACCAACAGGUGACGCGUUCGUUCUCUUCGUAGACGACGACGCUGCUAACAGGGCGCUGAAACGACAUCGCAACUACCUUGGUCAGCGCUACGUCGAACUGUUCAAGGCGUCUCCAUCGGAGGUCGUGCAGGUGUGUCAAAGUGCCCAAGAAAUCGACUUGGCUGGUAUUAUAAGCAGCGGGGGAAAAGCUGCAAGCGUGGUUAACCAUCUACAUGGACCGCAGCCACCGACGCAGGGUAAUAUGAACUCUCAAUUCGGGUUUAUUGCGAACCUGCCUGGAAUUCUCUCCACUCCAUCACACCUUCCAUCAAGCCUUCAGCUGCCUUUUCACGUAUCGGGACUGUUAACAGCACCUACAUCACUCACAACUCACUCCCAACUGCCAUCAAUGCUUCCAGCAGUUCCUAGCAUCGGUGUCAAGACAGCAGACUUCGACAAUCCCACUGAUCCAGCCUGUCCCUUUCCACAACCCCUUCCAGAAGAGGGCGCUCGUAUUGUCCUGCAGGUGUUCGGCCUCCCACCCUCGACUCAGCACCAAGAAAUGCGCCUUUACCUAGGGCCACAGGCAUUCGCUAAAGUCUUUCGAAUGCUCAAAAUUACUAAUUCUCUGAAUGAGACUGUGUGGCUACUGCUGCUCGCCAACUCCACCGAUGCGCUCGAGAUCAUUGGGCAGCUACUACGAGGGUUUUUUGCGCCGCCGGCUGGAUCGAUAAGUAUUCUUCCUCGGUUUAAGGUGUUUCAGCUAGACGGAAGGACGCCGCUGCUUCCUCCUCCAACAGCCUACACGUCCUCCCAGCUUCGAUCAACGUGCAUGAAUAUGACGAAUCCAGAUUCCCAUUUACGUCAACCGGUGUCUCACUUGAACGCAGCUGGAAGCAUCCACCUCGAACAACCAGGAGCAGUUGCCUGCAUUGCCGAUCAUGGCCUGAAUCCCCACGCUUCACUCCCACGUACCUCUUCGGCGGGUUUAGUAAAUAUGUUAGAUGAAGUCUACACACGUUUGCCAUUCGACUGCCUCAACUACUCUAACAGUCUUCAAACCACUGGUUUACCGCAUAAUAUGACUCAGCUUGAAGUGAACUCACUCUGCACUCAACUUCCCUACCUUCCCUCCGUACGAUCUUCCACGGUUUCCGUAACUUCUACUCGAAGGACACGAGAUCACGCUCACCCAUCUCGUCUCCCCAAUGAUCCCUAA
Mesocestoides corti is the source of this 2385-nucleotide messenger RNA. The record is from the annotation of a GenBank genome assembly. Lineage: Eukaryota; Metazoa; Platyhelminthes; Cestoda; Cyclophyllidea; Mesocestoididae.